Molecule: messenger RNA, 4747 nt
Organism: Tachysurus fulvidraco (yellow catfish)
Lineage: Eukaryota; Metazoa; Chordata; Actinopteri; Siluriformes; Bagridae
Product: AP-3 complex subunit beta-2
Exons: 28
Coding region: 518-4102 (1194 amino acids)
Biological process (GO): anterograde synaptic vesicle transport; vesicle-mediated transport; intracellular protein transport
Cellular component (GO): membrane coat; AP-3 adaptor complex
Source: RefSeq, a predicted model, not a curated record
GGGCAGAGCAGACCUGUGAGAUCUCUAGGCUGCGCUCACAUGCGGUUGCCUCCGAGCAGACAGAGAAUAGCUUUUCUCCCAAGAGAGACUCACGACACAUCGUCGUUCCUCUCCGCCAGACGUCCGCACUAAGCAGGGAGAUCCUUCACUUCCCUGACAUGUGAAGAAGAGGAUUGAUUGAGCACAACAGCAGCAGCAGCAGCCGCAGCAUCUCUCUGCCUUUCACUCUGGAGGUUUGGGAGUUUUGGGAUAUUUUUCUACAGAAAUAUCUCACUCCAGAAACCUUGCAUCAGGACACAGAGGAAGGCUGGCCAGCAGACAGGUCACUGAGGAUUUUAUUCCCCCAAAGUCAAUGAGCUGCUGUCUUCAGCUGCCACGUUUGCAGAUCCUACAGGUGGCACUUUGAGCAACUGUUGAGGUGUGUGUAUACCUAACGCCUUGGGUGAUUGUUGCUGCUGCUCAUGCGAGUCUCAAAAAGGUUUGUAAGCAAAUCAGAACUCCACUCCUAACAUCACCAAUGAAGAUGACCCCGAUGCAGAAGCUGCUCCAGCUGCCGGCUAAUGCCGUGAACAUGGUGAAGACGGUGCAGGGGGUAGCGCAGGGCCACGAGGAAGCGCGUAGCCCUGUGCUCACCCCAGAUGGUGGGCUGCAGAACUGGUACAAUGCUGUGCAGCCAGAGGAGCUACGCCACCUCCGUACUUCCAGCACAGCCGGAGGAGGAGGAGGUGAUGCAGGAGAGGGGGGAGGCACUCAAGAGGAAGGGCUCCCCAGUGCUCAGACGCAACCCCUGCGGCAUGAUGACUUGAAGGAGAUGUUGGACAGCAACAAGGACUCUCUAAAGCUGGAGGCUAUGAAAAGGAUCGUCGCAAUGAUUGCCAGAGGGAAAAAUGCAUCUGAUCUCUUUCCUGCUGUGGUGAAAAAUGUGGCUUGCAAGAACAUCGAGGUCAAGAAGCUGGUGUAUGUGUAUCUAGUGCGCUAUGCUGAGGAACAGCAGGAUCUGGCUCUACUCUCCAUCUCUACCUUUCAGCGAGGACUCAAGGAUCCUAAUCAACUCAUUCGUGCGAGUGCUCUGCGUGUUCUGUCCAGUAUCCGAGUCACGAUCAUCGUGCCCAUUAUGAUGUUGGCCAUUAAAGAGGCUGCUUCUGAUAUGUCUCCAUAUGUCCGCAAGACUGCCGCUCACGCCAUCCCCAAACUCUACAGCCUGGACCCUGAGCAGAAAGACCAGCUAAUUGAAGUCAUAGAAAAGCUGCUUGCUGAUAAAACCACUCUGGUGGCAGGCAGUGUGGUGAUGGCAUUUGAGGAGGUUUGUCCAGAGCGGAUCGAUCUGAUCCAUAAGAAUUACCGUAAACUCUGCAACCUGCUGAUUGACGUGGAGGAAUGGGGCCAGGUAGUUAUCAUCAACAUGCUCACCCGCUAUGCCAGGACUCAGUUUCUCAACCCCAACAUGAAUGAGUCUCUGCUGGAGGAAAGUGGAGAGAAGGCUUUUUAUGGUUCUGACGAUGAUGAUGAGGAUGAGGAUGAUGAUGACGAAGAUAAGAAGGCUGAGGCAGCUGCCCUUGCCAAAAGGAAGCCAUACGUUAUGGACCCCGAUCAUAGACUGUUGCUCCGAAACACCAAACCUCUGCUACAGAGCCGCAAUGCAGCUGUGGUGAUGGCAGUUGCUCAACUCUAUUUUCAUCUAGCUCCUAAAGCAGAGGUGGGCGUUAUUGCCAAAGCACUGGUGAGGCUGAUGAGGAGCCAUAGUGAAGUCCAGUAUGUUGUUCUUCAAAAUGUCGCAACUAUGACCAUCAAAAGGAGGGGGAUGUUCGAGCCAUACCUAAAGAGCUUCUACAUCCGAUCUACUGACCCAACACAGAUCAAAAUUCUUAAACUUGAAGUGUUAACCAAUCUGGCAAAUGAAACCAACAUAUCUACCAUUUUGAGAGAAUUUCAGACCUACAUCAAAAGUAUGGAUAAAGACUUCGUGGCAGCAACCAUCCAGGCCAUUGGCCGCUGUGCCACCAAUAUCGGGGAGGUGAGAGAUACCUGCCUUAAUGGUCUCGUCCAACUCCUCUCAAACAGAGAUGAGCUGGUAGUAGCAGAGUCAGUAGUGGUGAUUAAGAAGCUCCUGCAGAUGCAGCCUGAGCAGCACAGCGACAUCAUCAAACAUAUGGCCAAGCUCACAGACAACAUACAGGUCCCAAUGGCGAGAGCGAGCAUCCUGUGGCUGAUUGGUGAGUACUGUGAGCAUGUUCCUAAAAUUGCCCCUGAUGUCCUAAGGAAGAUGGCAAAAAGUUUCACCAACGAGGAGGACAUUGUCAAGUUGCAAAUCAUCAAUCUGGCUGCCAAGCUCUACCUGACCAACUUCAAACAGACCAAGCUCCUUACACAGUAUGUGCUCAAUCUGGCAAAGUAUGACCAGAACUAUGACAUCAGAGACCGUGCACGGUUCAUCCGUCAGCUCAUCGUCCCCGUGGAUAAAAGUGGAGCACUGAGUAAAUAUGCCAAGAAGCUUUUCCUUGCUCUUAAACCUGCACCAGUGUUGGAGUCUCCGUUUAAAGACAGAGACCAUUUUCAGCUCGGCUCGCUUUCUCACCUGCUAAAUACCAAAGCAGGCGGCUACCAGGAGCUGCCCGACUGGCCCGAAUCAGCGCCUGACCCCUCCGUGCGCAACGUGGAGGUUAUUAGGCUGCUUGAAAGAGUCACGAAUCUAACCAGCGUUCCAGAGUGGACUAAAUGCACCAGUAGGAAGGAGCGCAAGGAGAAGAAGGUGGAGAAGCCUUUCUACUCUGACUCAGAGGGAGAAUCUGGCCCCACCGAGUCUGCUGACAGUGAGACCAACACCAGCAGCGGGUCCGAGAGUGGCAGCGAAGAGAGUGGCUCGGGCUCAGAGAGCGAAGAGAGCAACGAGGAGUCUGAAUCUGAUGAGGAGGAGAAGGAUAGAGAGGAAGAGAAGACUAAGAAGAAGAAGAAAGUAGACACAAUCAAAUUGAAGAAAACAGAACUGAGUGCAGAGAGUGAUCAAAGCAGCGGAGAGGAGCAGAAGAGAACCAGGAAAGGAAGAAAGGAGCAGAAGAGAUUGUCUGAGUCCGAGAGUGAAGAGGACAGUGAGUCUGAAAGCAGCGAGUCGGAUUCAGAGUCAGAGGAAGAGUCAGACUCGGACAUGGACACAAGAAAGAAGAAGACUCCUGCCUCAAAACCACCACCUACAAAGCAGAGCAAAAAAGAAAGCAAGAAAGAGUCCAAAGAAAUGUCUCUGCUAGAUCUGGAUGACUUUGACCCCACCCCUUCACCUCAGGUGACUCCAGUCAACAACUUCCUGUCCAGCAGCCUGGUGGCAGAUCUAGAAGGGUUGUCACUGACUGACACUGUACUCGCCCCGACAACCAUCUCCCCAUCAGGCUCGAUUAGGAUGUAUGAAUUAUUGCAUCGUAUCACAGGAGAGGGUCUGGCAGUCGAGUACUGCUUCAGCAGGCAGCCCUUCAGCCCUGAUCCGAACAUGGUGGCUGUGCAGAUCCAGUUCACCAACAACACCAGUUCAGAGACCAAGAACCUACACAUUGAAGAGCCCAAACUGCAGUCUGGUAUGAGGAUCAAGGAGUUCACUGAAAUCGAGGUUUUACCUGCAGGCGAAUCCAUAACUGUUGUAAUGGGCAUUGACUUCUGCGACUCCACACAAGCAGCAAACUUCCAGCUUUGCACUCACACUCGGAAGUUCUUUGUGUCCAUCCAGCCACCAGUCGGAGAACUGAUGAUGCCUGCUUUCCUGACAGAGAAUGAGUUUAAGAAAGAGCAAGGUCAGCUGAUGGGAAUGAAUGAAAUUUCUGAGAAGCUGAACCUGGGGGAGAAGUGUCAGAGAGAUCAUGUCAUUAUAGAGAGAGUCACUGCUACAGCUAACCUUAGCAGAGUACCUUGUGGCUCGGAGAAAGACUGCAGUCCUCCUCUUCCUCCUCCUCCAUCACCUGUUUCCAGGUUUGCUGGGAAGACUGUGAGCAGCGGCAGUCUCGUGCUCGUCACCGUGGCUAAGAAGGAGGCCAGAGAAGCUCAGCUCACUGUGAACUGUGAGAAGAUGGUGAUUGGUACGAUGCUCGUGAAGGACAUUCUUCAUGCCUUGACGCAGUGACAACCGAGUGCAUAGUUCGACCGAGUACAAGCAAAAACUUGUAGCUAUGUGUAGCUUUGACUCUUUGUGCUGAUUGUUUGACUACACAAUAUUGCACCUAGUAUACACAGCUUGUUGCAUAUUGCUGUCCCUGAAAAGCUGAAAUCGUAGUUUUAUCCACAUUAAGACCUGUGAAUGCUCUGUGUACAAUGUACUCUUAUUGGCCUUUAUUUAUUUUCUCCUUUAGGUUUGCAGAAACGGUGCAUGACAUGACAUAGCAUCUGACCCGGUUUUUAACAUUCCCAAUAACUGUUUGUCUAUUUAAAGUGCGUUUACUUUUAAUUUCUUUAAAUAAAUGGGCAGCACAGAAAAUCUAACUUUACUGUAUUACUGUGCAAAUGCCAGCUGCAGGAUAUGACUAGGAUAUCCUGCUGUAGAAAACACAUGGCCUGUAAUCGGCACUGUUUACACACCGACGGUCUGAAAUGGAGCUCUGAUGAUUGAUUAACAAGCUAAUUCUGGAACAUUUACUAAGGCUCCUUCUCCAGAUCAUUUUUAACAAAUAUUGACAAUCGGAUUUUAGCAAAGCAAAUAUGUGCAUUUUAGAAAAACAGAUCUUCAAAAACCUUUUCAAAUUGUCCAGUCUUUUGUUUCAUAAAUAUUUAA